Molecule: messenger RNA, 1782 nt
Organism: Trichosporon asahii var. asahii CBS 2479
Lineage: Eukaryota; Fungi; Basidiomycota; Tremellomycetes; Trichosporonales; Trichosporonaceae
Exons: 2
Coding region: 1-1782 (593 amino acids)
Biological process (GO): pyrimidine nucleotide-sugar transmembrane transport
Cellular component (GO): Golgi membrane
Molecular function (GO): UDP-galactose transmembrane transporter activity
Source: RefSeq, a predicted model, not a curated record
AUGUCGGCCUCAUCCUCCUCUCCGCCAGGCUCCCCGCCCCUUGCGGCGAUCAGCACCUCGAGCAUGGAGAGCAGCUCCGGAUCGCAGAACAAGGGCGGUAGCCCGACGUCUCGCGCCCCUGCCGCUCGUCUCGCCCUCAGCCAGCCCGGUGGCACCAACUCUGGAACGUCGACCCCGUACAUGCGCACGCCGCCCAUCAUAACGCAGUUCAACGACUCUAAGUCGUACCCCGGAUUCCAGCCGGUUACGAUGAUGCCUGCGAAGGACCGCGACCAGUCCCCGCCCAAGCUCUUUGGAAUCGAGCUCAAGUGGCUCUCGCUGGUCACGUUGGCCCUCCAGAACGCCUUCCUCACCAUCAUCAUGCACUACUCGAGAAUAUUGACGCCCCCCAACCGAACGUACUCGGCCGCGGCGGCUGUCCUCAUGAACGAGCUGCUUAAGGGCUCGAUUUCGGUUCUUAUCGCGCUUAAGCGUAUCGACGACUCGUGGACUAGCUCGUCGCAGUCCAACUGGCCUGAGCGUGACCUCAUGGGCGCUGAAAAGCCUGCUUCCCAGCCUGCCCGUGCCGUCAGGAAGGGCUGCAGCAUGUUUGCGCUCUCCCGGCUAAACGCUCUGCGCCGCUCCGUCUUCUCGCCUGACUGCUACAAGCUCGCCGUCCCCGCCAUUCUCUACGUUAUCCAGAACAACCUCCAGUAUGUCGCCGCCUCGAACCUCGACGUCGCGACCUUCCAGGUCACGUACCAGAUGAAGAUUCUGACGACCGCGUUCUUCUCGGUCCUCAUGCUUGGCAAGCGCCUGAACCGUUCCAAGUGGAUCGCCCUCGUCCUCCUCGCCAUUGGUGUCGGUGUCGUUCAGCUCCAGACGACCUCUGCCCCCGCCCACGCCGCCGCUGCCGCCGUCGAGUCGGCUUCUGUCUCGGACAAGGCGCUCCGCGACAUCUCGCCUGACGUCACCGAGGACGUCCCCCUCUCGAGCGACAAGCCCCUCCUUGAGGACAUGGCAAUGCACCCGUUCAAGGGUUUCAUGGCCGUCACUCUCGCCUGUCUCACCUCUGGCCUUGCCGGUGUCUACUUCGAGCUCAUCCUCAAGACUGGCUCUGGCGGCAACUCGGACCUCUGGGUGCGCAACACGCAGCUUUCGCUCUUCUCGCUUAUCCCGGCCCUGGUUCCCAUCCUCUUCACCGGCCACAACGCGGGCAUGUCGUGGGUCCAGAACGUCGCUUCCAAGUUUGCCCACUUCAACGGCUGGGCGAUCGGCACUGUCCUGACCCAGACGUUUGGUGGUCUCAUCACUGCGAUCGUCAUCCGCUACAGCGACAACAUUAUGAAGGGCUUCGCGACCUCGCUCUCCAUCAUCAUCUCGUUCCUUGCCUCUGUUGUUCUCUUCGCCUACCCGAUCACCUCGACUUUCAUUGUUGGAGCCGCCAUUGUUCUCCUCGCGACCUGGAUGUACAACCAGCCCGGUGCGCCCGACGCCGCGAGCCGCAGCACGAUCGCCGUCGCGCCGGGCAGCCCGAUCCCGUCCACGGCGCCCAUCCUCGGAGAACCUACUCCCGUGCGCAACAACAGUGUCAAGAACCUCCUCGGUCUCAUGUCGCGCUCCAACUCGCGUGCCGGCUCGCGGAGGCCGUCGGCUAACGACCUGCGCCCGCUGGCGUCGACGAGCAUGAGCCGGUCCAACUCGUUUUCGCCCGCGAACAGCGUUCAGAACUCGAGCACCAACCUCGUCGGACUUGUCAGCGGAUCACCGCCGCCCAAGGGCUCUGCGAAGGGAACGCAGUAG